AUGUCACUAUAAAGUUAAGCAAGCAUUGACUAUUCUUCAAUCAACUAUUGCACAAGAAAAAUGGGCACAAGCUAUGAAUCUCGAUUAUGAGUUUAUAUCGAGUUUUCAAUUACAUCGUCUUUUAGUAAGACAAUGGAAAAGACUAAAUAUAAAAACUACUAUUCAUAUAUUAAUGGAUAAUAAUGAUCAAGAAGAUUUAGAGACUAUUUUAUAUAUGAAAAUGGUAAUGAAAGAAGCAGAUAUUGAUUCAAAAUUAUGCUUAUUGUCUAGUGAUCUCUAUUGGAAAGACUCUAUGAUUGUUGACAAAGAUGGUGAAAUUGUUAAAAUUGUUUGGAAAUUAUGGGAUUGGGAAGCAAUCUUUCAAAACUUUCGAGAUCCAUAUCAUGACAAAAAAGAAGAAAAUGGAUGGAUAUCAAUGACUAAUGAACAUCCAUGUUUAAGUGAUAUUUUAUUAAAUGAACAAAUUAGAAUUAUCGAACCAUUAUGGAAAUCAAUUAUAAAUCAUAAAAGAUUUUUCUCAAUACUAUACACAAUAUUUCCAAAUCAUUUUAAUAUUUUACAGAAUGAAUGGUUUCUAUCAGAAGAUUCGAAACAUAUUUCCUUUGUGAAUUCAUCCAUGGAAGAACAGAAUAAUGACAAUAGAGAAGAAUAUUCUGAUUUUCAUCAUAUUUCUCAGGAAAUAUUCUCAGAAAAGAAUUCUAAACAUGCUGAUGAAAUUAUUGUUGCUUGGAUGAUUCAUGAUUUAUGUUCUGGUUUUAGUAUAUGGGACGAUCAAAAUCAUAUUACUAAUACAAAUAAAUCUAAAACAUACAGUUGUAUAAUUUGA
Messenger RNA from Rotaria sp. Silwood1, 826 nucleotides. The record is from the annotation of a GenBank genome assembly. Lineage: Eukaryota; Metazoa; Rotifera; Eurotatoria; Philodinida; Philodinidae.